This is a messenger RNA of Sycon ciliatum, 4723 nucleotides long. Its product is annotated as ras GTPase-activating protein raskol-like. The record is from RefSeq and is a predicted model, not a curated record. The coding region runs from base 289 to 3678 and encodes 1129 amino acids. The transcript is spliced from 26 exons. Gene Ontology annotation, biological process: regulation of GTPase activity. NCBI's taxonomy places the organism in Eukaryota, Metazoa, Porifera, Calcarea, Leucosolenida, Sycettidae.
CUGUACUGUAUUUUGUGUUGUCAGUCCUGCAUUUGCAAAGAACAGUCCGCUCAACACAACAGCUUCGGACCAAUACUGGCAAUAGCAAUAUGGUAAGGCGCUACCGUGGCGCAGCCAGAUAGGACGUUGCUCCUUCAAUCUUAGGUUUUCAUAGGGUGGGAAGUUGCAGAGCACAAACGUCGUUUGAAAGGCUCGCUUUUGGAUGUGUCCACUGAUGUUCGCUCGCUAGUAAGAGAGUGUAGCUAGUGGUUCGUGCUAUGAGCGCUGUGGACUAACGGUCUGCAGACGAUGAGUGUGUUCAGUGGCGAGGUGCAACAGGCAGCGGCGGAGAGCAGCGAUGAGAGGAGACGGGUUGAAGGCUGGCUGAGAAUAUGUUCCGAGGACCCGGAGGUUGGCCGAUGGGAGAAGCGCUACUGUGCUCUUUCUGAGGAUGAACGGAGGAUACGCUUCUUUGCCAGCCCGAAUAGUAUGUGGUCUCCUUCCACUUUGGAACCUCUUGUUCUGGGCAGCCAUGAUGGAUUCUUUGAGACUGAUGUAAACCUAGAUGCAAAUGGGUGCUUCUCUCCUGCUGUGAAGAGCGGUGCAACGACUUUCACACGGAUAGGAACACGCUUCCGAGCAUCUAUCAAGCGCAGCAAGAGUCUCACACGAAGGUCUGGUGAAGUUCACUCCAGGAGGUCUGUAGUGGAGCCACGAGCCAAGUCUUCUGCUGCCACUGAGGCAGAUGAGGAGACAAAGCGAUCGAGGCGCCGAAGUGCGUUGACAACUCAGAAAAGCUUUCAUCACUCUCUCGACUCCCUAGAUGCCACAACAUCGUUUGGAGAUCCGAACACCACAGUGAAUCUAGCCCUGAACCCUCCACCUCGCGUUGACACUCUACAUUCCAGCAUCAGCCCUUCGGAGCACUGUUUCUACAUUGCCUUUGCCAAUUCUGGUGGCCUAUACUUCUCCGCGCCGAGCAGCGAUGCCAAGGAGGUGUGGAUAGAGAGAAUUGACCGCCAAAUAGGAGAGGCUAAGAGAGAGCACAUUUCCCCGCAGAAAGGACUGAACCCACAAGACGUCCGGCACAUCUAUCACUACAGUCUUCGCUUGGCCAACGCUAAGGGAAUGAAAGACGGUGGGAAGAGUAAAGGAUAUUACUUCUGUGACUUUGAAGUGAACAACAGACUGUAUAGUCGCACAGCAAGCAAUGCACUAGAGAACGAUGCGGUGACGUGGAAUGACCAGUUCCAGGUGGCUGUGCCGUAUAUGAAGUCUGUUACUAUCAAACUGUUCAGAGACGGCCAUGCUCCAUCACCGCGACAACGAUCGAAGUCAGGUGAUAUCCAUCAAGCUGUGCCGCUGGGUAAAGUUGUGAUUGACGUGCGCUCCGGUAUGACUUCAGGAGAGGAGAAAACGGAAUGGACGGCAAUGGAAGGUACUGGUCUAUCAAUUCUAACCACAACUCUCUACUAUCAUUUGGUGGUCCUUCCGCUGGAGUUCUACGGCAAACUGGUGGAACUUGUUGUGAAUAACCCUCGACUUGUGUGUGAUGUAUUUGAGCCGCACAUGAAGCCACACUCAAAGGAGCACUUUGCGUACAGCAUGAUGAAGAUCCUUGGUGCGGCAGGAAAGGCCAGUGACUUUGUUGCCGAGGUUGUGGUUGAAGAGGUCAAAGGGCUUGACAGCGUCAGUAUGAUAUUCCGCGGAAACACGUUUGCAUCCAAGCUCAUGGAGUGCCAUAUGCGCAUCGUGCUUUCAGAUUAUUUGCGAGUAGCGUUGAGAGAAGCCAUGAUCGACAUCUACGGGUUUGAUUGUGACGUGGAGGUUGAUCCAUCGAAACUUCCGCCGAACUUCCCUAAUAGUUCGCUGCUGAAUAACCAGGCCAAUCUGAUCAUAAUGGUCGAGAAGAUCUGGUGUCGCCUGAACUCUACCAGCGCAGACUUCCCAAGAGAGCUCAGCGCAACCCUGUACAAGAUACGAAUUCUCCUAAACGCUCUCAUGAACCAGGAUGUUUCAAGAAGACUUGUUGCUGGAUCGGUGUUCCUGAGGCUCAUCUGCCCAGCCAUGAUACACCCAAACACGUUCAACGUCACCCAUGCACGCAGGACAUCCAAGGUGGAGAGACGGCUAAUUCUCGUCGUCAAAGUUCUGCAGAACAUGGCUAGCUUGACUAAGUCUAAGAGCCGUGAGGCGUUCUUGCACUUCACAAACGACUUCAUAUCGCGAGAGCGUGCCCGAGUGGAAGCGUAUCUGGACCGCGUGUGCUCUCUGCCGGAUGCUGCACCGAGUGAGUCGCGGCUUUCCCCGGACAUCAGCAGUGUCGCAUCUGUCUCCGCUGGUCCUGCUGAAACACCAAAGCUGCCAAGGCUUCCUCCACCGCAGGGCCUAGACGGUUUGCCUUUCGCAAAGCCAGAUAUCGGCAAAGACAUUGCAUUUCUUCAUGAAGUACUCAAGCGACACAUCACUGACAUCCCUGAAAGCGCGCAAGCGGCUGAACAGGGAAAACUCAUGCAGGAAGUGAACCGCAUCACGUCUGUAUCAGAUCGCGUGGCGCAAAACUUCAGCUGGGCAGCGUAUUCCAAGCACGGCAAGCAGGAGAGUUCAUCAAGCCUGAAGGCAGGCUCUGCGGCACAGCAGCAGCAGCAGCAGCAGCAGCAUCUAGACGCCGACACUGACAUCCGUCCAACACCGGUAUCAGGUGGCAGUAACCGGCAUGACAGUCGAGAGCAACUGCCGCACAAGAGGCUCUCGUCGAAUGAGGAACCCUGUACAGAUACUUUGCUUGCAAAGUCGUUCGUAGGAGCAGUGCCGCCGGCUGAACCGCAGCAACCGCAGCAGCAGCAGGCAAAGGGUACGAGCGGUACUCAGUGGCAAUACUCCCCACACUACCAGCAGCGCUAUCCCCAUCUUCAUCCACAGCAACAACAACAGCAACAGCAACAGCAACAACAACAACAACAGCAGCAGCAACAGCGGCAAGAUGAUGAAUCAGCCACCGGUAGUCCUGCCUCAUCCAGGACACCACGCAGCAGCGUAGCCACUUCCUCUGGCGGUCACGCUAGCAAUACUGCGACUAGUACGGGUGAUGAGUUCUGUCGUCAUGACUUCAAUGAAGAAGUAUGGAAGAAAGAAGUCCGGGACUUAAACCGUUACCUUGAUGAUCAGUCAUUGCAGACACCUGUGUCGGAUUUACCCAGGCAGGAGCUGGAGGACCAGGUUCAGUCUCUGCGUGACCAGAUUGGCAGAGCAGUACAUGUGCUAAACGAAGCGGCUCCGCGACUAGCCCUGGCCGCGGACAGCAGCCGACAAACCGGCCAGCUGCAUGCCCUUGAGUCUGCAAGUCCGCAACGCCUUGCACGCAGUGGCACAAACUCUCCGGCCCACGGCGGCGGGCCCACGCUACUACAGCAAGCACAGGGUGGGGGUGGUGGCCGUGCUCCGCCACCGCACCGUCCGCUGGAUGCUGCAAAUAGCCCUGACCGAAGACUCGCAAGAGGGAAGGCCAGUAGCGGUGGCUCAAUAGAGGCAGCAGCAGCAUCAGGAAGUGCUUCCGAUGACUGUCAGACCGUACUCGACGCUAACAAUCGCUUUGCCUCUUCACUGGGGAAGCAUUUCAAGGACUUCUCCGACUUCCAAGCAGUGGGUGAUCUACUGGCACUGAACAUGUCUCUAGCCAAGGACAGUAGCACUGCAUGAGUCACCACACACACACUACUGCACUUGCCGGCACAUUUGCAGUCAAUGCAAUGCGCUUAUGCCUAGUUCAGUAUGUGCCGAUGUUGGCCGAUAAGCACACAACAUCCCGCCAAGAAAGGAAGGAUGGCAAUCGGUUAGCCUGGACGAAUCUACUCAACGAGCUGGCAACUUGUCCACAAAUGGCUGCCCCGCCUUUCUGGAUACCACAUGAUCGUACUGGAAAACGACUGUUAAUCGCGUGAUUGUGGUAAACCCGAUCAUGCUGUGUUGGCACCUUUGCCGCUGAAAUGCUUCAAUGCAGCCGUGUGCGGAAUAUCAGUGCCACUGAGUGCUUUCUGGAUGCACGGAAACUGCAAGCACUGUGUGCUAUUCGGAGCGGGUUUCUCCUCCAUAUUUGGAGCGGGUUUCUCCUCCAAGCCAAACACUGAGGUCUAGCUCAUCGUCACUUGAUUGCCAUACCGGCGGCCACAACACAACCAUCUUGAGUGUUACACUUAUGUUGUACGCAUAGUGAGAUUCUGAUCUAUGCUACAGGAUCAGUGCAGUGCCUUCUGUCACUGACUACGGUACGGGUCUAUCAUUACUUCACGGUUUCCAUUCUUCUUACAAUGCUAAAGUUUGGAGCUGACACCUCCAUGAUGGUAUUUCUACGCUUUUUCAAAAUUAUGUGUGUGUUUCAAUGUUACUAUGUAUCAAUGUGAAAGGAAUAUUAGUAUUGAAGCCCACUCACUAGCUUGCAGCUUGACCGCCGUGUUGACCAUGUUUUUGGUGUCUCUAGAAAUGUUGCUCAUGCAGAAGACUCUUCAGCUCUGGUACCUGUGUCUUCUUUUUUUUUGGUAAUAAUUAUUGCCACUGUCAGUCUAUAUUGAAGUCUUCUAGUUUAUCGCUCAUCUCAUCUCCGCACCCAUGUGCAAAACACGCAUAGCAACAAUGAUGCCCUCCGAUUGCCACUAUGCCUAUGUUAUGCUAUGACUUAAGAUUACAGACAUUCUGCCAGCAGCCCUUGAGAAAAUAUGAAAGAAACACAAAUAAUUUGUCACACUAG